Halichondria panicea is the source of this 1037-nucleotide messenger RNA. RefSeq names its product mitochondrial import inner membrane translocase subunit Tim21-like. Gene Ontology annotation, cellular component: TIM23 mitochondrial import inner membrane translocase complex. Gene Ontology annotation, biological process: protein import into mitochondrial matrix. Bases 130 to 810 code for a protein of 226 amino acids. The record is from RefSeq and is a predicted model, not a curated record. The transcript has 6 exons. Lineage: Eukaryota; Metazoa; Porifera; Demospongiae; Suberitida; Halichondriidae.
UACAUGUAUAGGUCUACUGUCAUAUGCAAUCUUGUUCGAGUGCAGAGAUCAAUGUGACCUUUGACCCUCACAAACCUUCGCCCAGUCGAAAAUCCAGUGCACUGCUUUUGGAACAUUUCAUCAGGUUUCAUGGUGAGGGUUGUCGGUAUUGCUAUGGCUUACUAUGUGCAAGUGAGAUGUAAUCUAAGAAGCCUGUUCAACUUCAGUCGUGGGUACACUCUUGUCACUCAAACAAAUGCUUAUCCCUUGCUGAAACCCUGCUCAGCAUGGACUGUGGGGGGUAACGUCUCUAGGAAAGGACAUAUUGUGUCUGCUUGUAACUACCAAACUUGUGCUGCGUUGUGUGCAAGAGAUGGUAGUGGUGCGAGAGUGACCAAGGGGUCAAAGUCUAAACAAGAGCAUAGGUCUGUACUGAUGCAGUUCGUAGAAAGCAAGGAAGAGCCAAAGGCAGUGACAGUUGGAGCAAAAGUUGUCCAAGCUGGUAAGGAUGUGAGUUACGUUGCUGUCAUCUUGGGUGGGUUCGCAGUCGCCGGAUUUCUCCUGUGGUCUGUGGGGAGUGAGUUCUUUAUGUCAGACAGUCCCUCGGCCAUCUUCACAAAGGCUCUCAAGAGAGUAAAGGCAGACCCGAGAGUAAUAGAAGCCCUGGGUGAGCCAAUCACGGGCCAUGGGGAAAUGUCGGGUAGAGGAAGACGGCGUCAUAUUGCGCAUCAGGAGUACAUUGUUGAGGGUGAGUCGUACAUGAGAGUUAAGUUCUAUGUUGAUGGAAGCAAGAGAAAAGGAGAGGCUCAUCUUGAUCUGAAAAAGAGUUAAGAGGCCUCUCCGAACUAUGACUAAGUUCGAGAUUCUGUAGGGAUGGAUUCUAUGUUCUGUUUCAUUUCUCUUAGAAUGACAGGGGAAAAUUUGAGUGUCGUUUCCUGUUUGUGGAGCUCAAAGGCUACCCAGGAGGAACUAUAGUAUUGGAAGACAAUAGAUAAUAAUUAUCAUUAAUUUUUUGACUUUCAUUCAUGGAUUGUUUAAUUUAAGUUGAUAAAUCCAGA